Ilyonectria robusta is the source of this 1257-nucleotide messenger RNA. RefSeq names its product Ecdysteroid kinase-domain-containing protein. The record is from RefSeq and is a predicted model, not a curated record. Bases 1 to 1257 code for a protein of 418 amino acids. The transcript has a single exon. NCBI's taxonomy places the organism in Eukaryota, Fungi, Ascomycota, Sordariomycetes, Hypocreales, Nectriaceae.
AUGCCUCCCCAGAUCAAGCCGCGCCGGGUCGCCGAGAUAAUGCUCGCUUCUCUGGGCCUCAACCUCGUCUCCUGCACCGAGCUCCAAGUCCUGUGGGCAGGCUACGGCCAUAUUUGUGCUGUGACGGCAAAAGCCACUGAUGGAAAAACUGCCGCUCGUUUAGCCCAGGUUUGUGGCGACCCGGAAGCCGCCACAAGCCACACAUUCCAUCUAAUCCUCAAACUCAUCUCACCUCCGAGGAGUAAUGGCGCCGGUGAUGAGGGCCAUCUACGCAAGAUGCUGAGCUAUCAUGUCGAGCAGUACUUCUACGAUGAAAUCACCCCGAGCUUAGAAGACGACGUGGCUGUUGCGACGUGCCUCACCUCGACUCGACACUUGAACGGCCAGCCCCACGCCGAGGAACUCCAAGGCUUGACCGCCACCAUCAUGACGGAUCUGCGUCCAAAGUUCCCUGUUGCAGGAGAGAAGAGAUCGCUUCUCGAUUUCCGCCAGGUCCACGCUUCUUUGGAGUGGCUGGCCAAGUUUCACAGCAGCUCGUGGAAGAUGCUGCCGGACGACCUCAGCAAGUUCGUCCUGCCUCCUCUCGAGGAGAUAAAGCGAAGGGAAUCCCACCCAGAUACAACUGAGCAGAAGCUGUGGCUAAACGGAGGAUAUACUUACCUCGCAACGCGGCGAAAUGAAUAUGCUUUCCUCAAGGGAGAAUCAUACUCGGAAUGGUCUGAGGCUUUCUGCGCGCCCGCUGGAGAUUCAUUGCCGUCCAUCGCAGACAUGGUGGCCGAUUUCCUCACCCCGUGCGGCAGACCAUUGGAGACGUACAUACACGGCGAUGUCAAGUCUGAGAACCUCUUCACCACUGAGUCGGGUGACAAGGUUGCCUUCUUUGACUUCCAAUACGUCGGUCUGGGCCUGGGUGUCUGCGAUCUCGCCAAGCUGUUUACAUGCUCGGUUCCCAUGAGCAUGCUUAACGGCGGAGGUGCGAUUCCAAGUGAGCUGUCUAUGCACGACGACGAGCGGGCCCUACUAGAACGUUACUGCAAGACUCUUCUUGACCGCCGUCCUGCGGGGAGAGAUAUCGAUUACCCUGUGGAUGUCUUUAUUCGCCAUUGGGAGACGGCUCUUGUGGACUGGUGUCGGUUCCAGGCGUCUUGGGGCUUUUGGGGUAAUACUCAGUGGCUCGAGGCCAGGGUGCGGUCUAUUCUACAGGAUAAGGGCUGGAGGGAUUGGCUACGGCAAGAAGUAUCGAAUCUCCCCAGGUAG